Messenger RNA from Erythranthe guttata (spotted monkey flower), 4214 nucleotides. RefSeq names its product protein MEI2-like 4. The record is from RefSeq and is a predicted model, not a curated record. Gene Ontology annotation, molecular function: RNA binding. NCBI's taxonomy places the organism in Eukaryota, Viridiplantae, Streptophyta, Magnoliopsida, Lamiales, Phrymaceae.
UCUCUCUCUCCUGUUAGUCUAAUUUUAUUCUCUCUUUUCUUCUCUGUUUCUCUCAAUUGUCCUCUUUCUCUCUCUUCAAACCCUCCAUAAAAUCCGAUCUCCAUCCUUUUUUUUUUCUCUCUCUACCUUUUUUUUCCUGUGCUGCAUACGGUUCGAUUUUGUUUAUUGGUAAUUCAAAUUCUGAGCUCGGAAGCGGGAGGUGGAGAUCAGGAUCUCCGCCGUUUCUGGCCGGAAAGUGACGUCAUCUCCGGCCGUGAGCGCGGUAGUUGAGAGAUUACGCAAGCAGAAAACGGCCGAUUUCCUGAAUGGGGAGAUAGACGGAGAGAGAGAGAGAGCGCAAUUCGUAUGGAAAACAGCAAGGAAAAAAUGAAGAGAGAGAAAGGCAUCGAAGAAGCUUUGGAGGAGGUUAUUUGCACGGCACAGAUACCUAGAUCUCUUCCUCAAUCUCCCUUACCCUUGCCUUUUGCCGCAAUUUAUUCCCUUUCUUGUCAUUUUUAAAUUCUCUGUUGAUUCCUCUUUUUUUUCUUCUCUCUUCAAAUCCUUCUCUUAUAGUUGUCUCCUUCUACUCCUUGUUACCUCUUCUUCCUUUUGUUCUUCAAAAUUUUGCUUCUGAGUUCCGAGAAAUGGCGCUGUAAUUUUCGAGGGUUUCCUCGAGCCGUUUCUUCUUGAGCUUCCUUACAGAGCUUACGUGUUUUUACUUUGGUGGAAGCCAUAAAUACUUGAAUUUUUCAAAUGAUGAAUCGCCGUGGUUUUCCUCCUUCAUCUUUCUUUUCUGAGGAGGUGUGUUUGUCUGAUGAGAGGCAGGUUGGUCUAAGGAAGAUGGACCAUAUGACUAGUUACUCUGGUCUAAAAUUAGAUGGAACAUUAAGAACAGAAGGUUUUCCUUCAUCGCCUCUUGAAAAUAGAAUCCCACUGGAUUUGCAGAUGGCAAAGGGUUUUGCUCUUCCGGAUUAUUAUCUCAAUCAUGGUCGAAAUGUUAAUCAUUCUCUAGGAAAGCAUAUUGUUGGAGCAGAAAGAGCAGCCAGUCGUUCCUUGCCGAGUACUGUUGACCAUGUUCUAGGUUCUAGAACGAACUUGAAUAUGGAUUACGCGUCCUAUUUUUUCGAUGGAGAGAAAACAAAUCAAAUUGGUGCUCAGUAUGAAAACAGCCUCUUUUCAAGUUCAAUGUCCGAAGUAUUUACUAGAAACUUAAAAUUAUCAUCAAAUAAUGCUGCAUACCGUCACUCUGUUGCCUCCCAUUAUGAGGAAGAUGAAGCUUUUGAAUCACUUGAAGAACUUGAGGCUCAAACUAUUGGUAAUCUUCUACCUGAUGAUGAUGACUUGCUCUCUGGGGUGACUGAUGGUUUUGACAACAUUAUGCGAUCGAGUGGGGAUGACAUGGAAGAUCUAGACAUGUUUAGCAAUGUUGGGGGACUGGAACUUGGAGAAGAUGGCUACUCACAGAGAAACUCUGAACUGUCUGAUGUGAAUUCCAUUAGCCAGCUGGCAACAUCUGUUAUUGCAAAUGGCGGGGAACAUCCUUUCGGAGAGCACCCUUCUAGAACUCUCUUUGUGAGAAACAUAAACAGCAAUGUUGAAGAUUCAGAAUUGAAAACACUUUUUGAGCAAUAUGGAGAUAUUCGCACCCUGUAUACAGCAUGCAAGCACAGGGGUUUUGUUAUGAUUUCAUAUUAUGACAUAAGAGCAGCCCGCAAUGCAAUGAAAACUCUCCAGAAUAAGCCUUUAAGACGUCGGAAACUUGAUAUACAUUUCUCAAUUCCGAAGGAGAAUCCAUCAGAAAAGGAUAUAAAUCAGGGCACUCUUGUUGUUUUCAAUCUUGAUUCUUCUGUUUCAAAUGAUGAACUCCAUGAAAUUUUUGGUGUCUAUGGUGAAAUCAAGGAGAUCCGUGAUGCUCCACAUAUACCUCAUCACAAAUUUAUAGAAUUCUAUGAUAUCAGAGCUGCAGAAUCCGCACUUCGUGCAUUGAACAGGAGUGACAUUGCUGGAAAGCAGAUUAAGCUUGAACCAGGCCGACCUGGUGGCUCGAAAAGGUUAAUGCAGGUAUUUUCUUCAGAGAUGGAGAAGGAAGAAUCUGGUCUUCUGUUGCAACAGCAUAACGCUUCCAAUAACAUGGCAAUUGGAUUUUCAGGAUCACUUCCACUUGGGGGGAUUGCACCCGGUACAGAUAAUGGAAAAAUUCCCCACCUCUCAGCAAAUGGAGGCUCUAUUAAUCCCUUGCUGGAUGAUAUGCUUCACUCGUCUAGUGUACCUAACAGCUUACCAUCUCUAGUAAGAGCUGAACCAGUAAACCAGUCCACUAUCCCUGAAACUGGCCACUUGAGGAACCACCUGAAAUUUGAGCUCCACGGGUCGCCAAAUCUUCAUCCCCAUUCUCUUCCUGAAUAUCACGAUGGUUUAGCAAACGGUCAUCCCUUUGGUUCACCGAGUAAUAUGUCUGCCAAUAUUAUUUCCCGACAACAAGAAAUGAUUGAUGGCCAACAGUUUCGUAGAGUUAGCUCUAACGCUCAAUCAAUCGAGUUAAAUGAAGUGUUUGGAUCCUCUGGAAACGGGAGCUGCCCGCCACCUGGGCGUCACUAUAUGUGGAGUAAUUCGCAUCAUCCACAACCGCAGGCUGUUCUGUGGCCUAAUUCACAUCAUCCACAACAGUUGCAUGCAGUUCCAAGAGCACCUUCUCACAUGCUGAACGCACUUCUGCCUCUAAACAACCAUCAUGUGGGGUCAGCGCCUUCUGUGAAUCCUUCUGUAUGGGACAGAAGGAAUGCUUAUGGUGGAGAAUCGCCCGAUGCUGCUCUGUUUCACCCUGGUUCACUUGGGAAUAUGAGGAUCUCUGGUAAUUCGCCACAUCCAAUGGAAUUUGUCCCUCACAACAUCUUUCCUCGCUCUGGUGGAAAUUCUUUGGAUAUGCCCAAAAAUAUUGGAUUGCAUCCCCAUCAACAGAGGUGCAUGAUUUUUCCUUCGAGAGGCCAAAUGCUCCCUAUGAUGAGUUCAUUUGAUUCUCCUAAUGAACGAAGUAGAACUCGUAGAACAGAAAGCAACUCAACUCAACCUGACAACAAGAAACAGUUUGAGCUUGACCUUGACCGGAUUUUACGAGGAGACGAUAAGCGAACUACCCUUAUGAUAAAGAACAUUCCUAACAAGUACACCUCAAAGAUGCUGUUGGCUGCAAUUGAUGAACGUCAUAGAGGGACUUAUGAUUUCAUUUACUUGCCAAUUGAUUUUAAGAAUAAAUGUAAUGUAGGCUACGCAUUUAUAAAUAUGACUGAACCCACGCUCAUAGUUCCUUUUUGUCAGACAUUCAAUGGAAAGAAAUGGGAGAAAUUUAAUAGUGAGAAAGUAGCGUCGUUGGCAUAUGCUAGAAUUCAGGGAAAGGCCGCCCUCAUUGCACACUUCCAGAAUUCAAGCUUGAUGAAUGAAGACAAGAGAUGUCGUCCUAUACUCUUCCAUACAGAUGGUCCUAAUGCAGGCGAUCAGGUUCCAUUCCCAAUGGGUCCCAAUAUUAGAGCAAGACCCGGAAAAAUUCGAACCAGCAACUCUGAGGAAAGCAAUCUAGAUAACCCAUCAAAUUCUUUCAUGGGGGAGGAAUAUUUCAACGGAGAUUCAUCUUCUGGUUCGGGCAAAGAUUCUGAUUGAAUUGCUGCCCGCGCCUUUUUCUUUUGAGUAUCACUAACCUUCUAGAAAAAAAAAAAUGAAUAUGUCCUUGUAUUUUACAUCAAAAUUUUGUUAUUGUAUGUAUAUUAAGGUGUGGUAAGAAAAGACAGUGGAGGUGUAGUAACAUGGGGGGACUACGAAAGCGUAAUUUCUGGUGAACAAAAAAAUGUGUAGAAAUUGACAAAAUUGCCUGACCUAAAAAAGCAUUGCAUUGAAUUGUUGAUUUUGUGGUGCGCCGAGUUGACGAAGGAGCAACAUAAUGGAUGUGGAGCUUCAAAAUUUUGGAGAAAAUAUUACGAGGAGUUUCAUUAUGUAUGUAUAGAGUUUGUGAGCGACAGCAAAAAUUAUGCUGUAUGGAGGCGGUUUCGAAGGUCAUUUCCUUUUCUUUCUUUCUUUCUUUCUUUUCGGUUCCUCCUUUUUUUGCUCGGUUUUUUAUCAUCUUGUCAGAAACAGACUCUGCUAGAGAAUUUUUGUUGUGAUUCAUACAUUCUGUUGUCCUAUUUUAAUGUUCCUGAUAAAUAUUGAGUUUCGUCUACUUUUAAUCCACUUUGUUUAGUUGUCGA